AUGGCGACGACUCCUGCCAGUGGCGGCGAGCUUUCCAUCUCAGUGGAGCCCACGGCGCACGCGGACGCUGCCGGUGGCAAGGUGCAGCAGAGCGAGAGCUGCAGUGCCGACGCGGUGAGGAGGAAGCUGAAAACUCUGAAUAAGAUCGUGUUCUGCGUUGCGUUCCUGGAGUGGGCGGGCAACGCUGCCGGAACUCUGGCCUCCAUUUGGGCCACUGUGGUAUUGCUUGGCGGGUUCUGCUCUCUGCUGAUCCGCGUGGAUUUCUGGUUCGCCACGGUCAUGGUCUUCAUGGAAGGCUCCAGCUGGGUUUUCAUCCGCAACGAUGCCUCGGUCAACCAGCGGUUAAUAUUCGGCUCCACGCGCGCAUUCAGAUGGGAAGAUUUCUCUCUCCCUCGCAUGUUAGUGGGACAAACGUCUGGGAAAUUAAGUGUGGUGUUCAUAGGUGUCGGCGUUGCCUUAGUUCCCGAGUUUCGGCCGGAAAUUGCUUCAAGCAUAUUGAAGGUGGCCUUCCUGCUUAUUGCCAGCCAGUUGCUGACUCGACUACAGAGGGGCUCUUUUGUUCACACUGUCCUCUUUCUUAUGGGGAUUGCUUGUGUUAGUGGAGCCAUGUAUGGUUAUGUCAUAACAGCACCGCAAAGAUCCAAGACAUCCAAGCAUGAUACGCUCGCUUCCCUAAAAGCUACCGGGUUAGCUUUUGCCUGGCUAUUCGGAACUAUGCUUCUGGUAGUGCUGGCCUGUCGAAUCAUGUCCUGUUUACCAUCUAUGAGAAAUUCCAUACCGCUGCUUCGCUUUAAGAUCUUUAUAGCCUCAGCCUUGGCAUGUCUGCCCUUCCUCCAAGCAACAUUAGCUUCUUAUUACAGAUACUUGAGCAUAUCAGUCGCUGUAACGCUACUAAUGGUUAGCAACGAAGUGUUUUGGGGAGCAGAUCACGAUGAUGAUAGCUCCUCGGGGACUUCGGAGCGAAACAACAAUAGCCCUCCAGAGACAGAGACCUCGGAAAAAGAUAGUAGCUCAUCCUGCUGUGGCCUCUUCUUGCAGAUCGUCGAAACAAUCCUGCCCAUACUCUUCUUUUGGAGCGUGAUGUUCCCAUUACCUGGAAUAUCCGUCUCCCUUGCGAUAUCAUUCUAUAUGUUGUUCUCGGUGACAGCAGGGGUGCUGAUUUCCAACUUGCAGAUCCCAGUGGCACUCCUGCAGGUUCUGCAUUCGAUUUUGCGCCUUCGCAGCCUGCUAGGUCAUCACCGCCAUGACUAUACCCCCCUGCCUGAUGGGGCAAGCCCAAACUUGGUGCCAUCCAUAGUACUCUUCUUCAUGCUGGAGCUAUGCCAAGGGUCAUCCUAUAUCCUGGCAGUCAUCCUCGGGUUCAUCUCCUUCCUCCGUCGCAUAUCGCUUGCCCGUGACUUGGGAUUCAAACAAGAGUGGGGAGCCAAAGCUAUCAGCCUAUACUUCCGCCAAGCCUACCUGGCACGCAUGGAAACGGGACUUUUUUUUCGUCAAGAAGAGAAAGAGAAAUACACACCCAGCCUCGACCUCGAGAGCUUCGCCAUCCAGUCCCUUGGCUGCACCUCAAGCCAUGAAUUGCAAAUUGUUGGGCUGCGGAUUCUCGACAACAGCCUGCAACGAGGUGACUCCGAAUCCAAUAAGAAGCUCAUUACAGAAAUAGUCAAAGAUGAGAAAAACAUCAUCACUAAUAUCAUAGGGCUUAUCAGCUGCUAUCUCACCGUCGAGGAAAACAGUGGUGGCCGUGGCCUACAGCAUCAGCAUCACAAAAAAACGAUGAUAGAGCAGAUGGAACAGCAUCACAAAAAAAGGACAGAGCAGAUGGAAGUGGCACGAUUGUGUUUGGAGUUUGUGAGGACGAUUGCUAUCAACGGUGGGAAAAUUAGCGCAAGGUUUCGCAAGGAGCUGUCGGAGAACCCCUUCUUUCUGGACAGCCUCGAUCUUAUCUUGAACUUUUGGGGCUGGCGAGUAGAUGAUCUACGGGAGCAGGCGCUGGGUAUAGUAGCAACGCUGGCAGUGGAUGAGGCUGCAAGGAAGGAGAUUGGGAGCAACCAAUCCAUUAUUCCCAAUUUGAUACAUGAAUUUGAGAUUGAGCCCAGCAUGUACGAUGAUCGUUCAUCACUACGAACGGCUGCAGGGGAAGCACUGGCAAAUCUUACAAUAAAUAGCGCGGACAACUGCUGGGCUAUCUUGUUGGCGGACCCAGAGCAUAAUCUUUUCACGAAGCUCAUCGACAUGCUUGAUGAUGAGUACUACAUGUGUGUUGCAGCAAAUCUACUCCAUAAUCUUUGUGCAAACUCCAGAGACAUGCUGAUCGACCUUGGUGCAAACGUGAACCUGGAAUCUGCCCUGUCAAAGGCAAUGGCAAUUAUCAGGACUAAUAAAGAGGGUAAACAAUUGGAGGCCGCACUCUGUGUCGCUUCACAAAUUGGUUAUGUGAUCCCUGAAUACGUUGCCCAGGAGCUUGAUCCCGAUACCGAUUCUGCUGCAGCGGAACAACUUGUAACAAAGCUUGUGGAUACUCUCAAAUCCAACAGGGAGCCAUGUCUUGAGUACCCAAGGAUGAGAAGGGUCCUUGUUGAGAUGGUAAUAUCAAUGGUGGAAUUGUGUCCUGGAUACAUAAACAUCUUCAGAGAAAAGGGCGCCAAGGAUGUCCUGGACAUGGUCAAAGCAACCCCAUCUAGGUUGGAAAAAUACAGGGUCUUCCUCGAUGGUGAAGGAGUGGUCCCGGAGAGCUUAAGUAUGCGUGACCUAGUUGAUAACGCCAAAAGGCUAAUUUAUGAGGCAACCCCAACUCCUGGUAGCCAGACAUAA
This is a messenger RNA of Miscanthus lutarioriparius, 2811 nucleotides long. The record is from the annotation of a GenBank genome assembly. Lineage: Eukaryota; Viridiplantae; Streptophyta; Magnoliopsida; Poales; Poaceae.